Molecule: messenger RNA, 1236 nt
Organism: Alternaria postmessia
Lineage: Eukaryota; Fungi; Ascomycota; Dothideomycetes; Pleosporales; Pleosporaceae
Exons: 5
Coding region: 1-1236 (411 amino acids)
Source: RefSeq, a predicted model, not a curated record
AUGGACAUGAACCAGCCCAUAUUUUCGGCUCCGCCUGGUUACGUCGUCGAUGUGGACAAUCCCCAGAGAACCGGGGAAGCUGCAAAUUUCUGGGUUGGUACCUUGGGCAUGAUUGUUGCUGCCAUCUUCAUGGUUAUACGUGUCUUUACAAAGACAAGGCUAGCAAAGGGCUUUACACCGGACGAUAGUAAGCUCGCUCAAAUCUCUCAGAACACCUCUCAAGCCUUCUGCAACGGAAUCCAGUAUCUGACGAAGACCAACAGUAGCGUUGCUCGUAGCUUGGUCCAGUAUGGCCGAGGCACUCUCGGCGUACACAUCUGGGAAUUGACUGGCCAUAGAGUCAACUCUACAAUGAACCUGAUCAGUGUAGCAAGCAUCAUCUACUGUCCUUUCCUCGCUAGCGCUAAGCUAUCUCUCCUCUUCUUCUACCUACGCCUGUCGCACAUACAAUGGUUCCGACUGUGCGUAUACGCAAGUAUGUUCGUCGUCGUUGGAUACAACAUUGCGCUUGUCUUUCCGCUCAUCUUCGCAUGUACGCCUUUCCGACGGAACUGGGAUGUUACAAUUACCGAGGGAAGUUGCAUCGAUAGGACACCACUUUAUAUGGCGACGGCGGUCCUGAAUAUGGCCACAGAUAUCUUACUGCUGAUCUUACCUAUACCGAUGGUGGUCAAGCUGCAGAUGCCUAGGGCUCAGAAAGCUGGUUUGAUAUGCAUAUUCGGUGUGGGCUCGCUGACAUGCAUAACAAGCGCCGUACGACUAGCUCUACUCUUUCCCAUGCUUCAAACCAUCGACCAGACGUGGGCGAUCGUCAUGCCAGGUAUUUGGAUUCUCAUCGAAGCCAACCUCGUCAUUAUCACAGGCUGCCUGCCAACAAUGCGUCUCUUCUUUCGGCAUGUCGCACCGCGUCUGAUCGGCGAGUCUUCGCUUCGCAGUCGGAGCCGAAAGCAAAGUAGUACAGGAUAUGGGGGUGGCUCACAUCACCAACUGGAGCUCAAGACCAUCGGAUCGAGGGCUAUGAAUAAGAGAUUCGAGUACGUGGAGGAUGACACGGUGAGUGUGGGUAGUGAGGAGAGGACGACGGCGGGCUGGAGGGGUGACAGGGACUCUGAGAGGGGCAUUGUUGUCGCGGGAAAUGCCGGGGGAAUUACGAAGACGUCAAGUGUUGUUGUCGAGAGUGAGUUGCGGAAGAGUAGUUCGACGGAUCUAAGGUCGAGUGUUGCAUGCCUGCGGUGA